UAUUACCCCUAGGAUUCUGCUACUUACCCAUACCCACACCCCCAACCCUUCCCCUCAACUCUUCUUUCCCGCCCACCCCCGUUCAGUCACUAUCAUGUCAACCUCCACAACCCAGGCCACUCCCUCCGCACUCCCCAAGCACAUCCUCGUCUAUAAAUCCACGCCCAAGCCGGAUUCCACGCCCCCAGAAGCCCCGCAACCCAAACUCCGUCUCCAAAUCAAUGACCUCCGCCACCCCGCCUCCAAGUCCUUCCUCAUACUGAUCCCCGAUGUGAGCUCCACCCUCGAGACCGCUCUCACAGCAAUCAUCCAGCACCUGUAUACCCCCGGACGGACCGAACCGGCUCCCAGCAGACCCUUGUCGUCCUUUACACCCCACGUCCCCGCAACCCGCUCCGUGACAGUCCUCCUCCGCGACAUCGAUGGCGUAGCCUACACCACAGGCACCGAGCUCGACAACGACCAUAAGGAAAUCCAUCUCUCUCUAUCCUACAUCCGUACCUGCACCGGCUACCCAGACCCUGUGGCCGAGAUAACCGGCGUUCUCACCCACGAGCUUGUCCACUGCUACCAGCAUACCGCGCCACCACAGGCCCAAGAUAUUCCCCGGCCGCCAGGGGGCUUGAUUGAGGGAAUUGCGGAUUUCGUGCGUCUUAAGGCGGGGUUGGAACCGCCGCAUUGGAAGCGGCCUACUUCGGCCAAGGAGAGAUCCGCGAAAUGGGAUCAGGGAUAUCAGCAUACAGCUUACUUCCUGGCGUGGUUGGAGGAUGUGCGGGUGGGAAAAGGUGCGGUCGGGCUGUUGAAUGAUCGGCUGUUGCGGGUUGGGUAUGUUGGUGAGGAUGGAGGGAGAGGCUCGGGGAAAGAGGGGUUCUGGAAGGAUCUGUUUGGCGUCGGGGUUCAGGAACUGUGGGAGGAGUAUGGGAGGUAUCUCGAUACUCCUACCGAGGGGGGAACUGAUGAUACAGGUAGAGGUAAUUGGGAGGAUGAGAUUGUUAAUCGUGAUUGAUGGGUUGGGUUGAGCGGCCUAAAUACAAUUAGAUCGUUGGUGUACAUACCGGACUACAGGCAGUAAGCAUUGCCUGGUGACAAUACCCUAUUGUUUUGUUCUUCCCGGGCGUUUUCAUAGAUGGCCACCUACCUACAUCAUGGGUAGGUAGCUGUUGUGGCCAGCCCGUCUAUGCUUAUCGGGGUUGGAAGACUGCUCCCGGGAGACGGACGCAGGAUCUCAUUGCGUAAGACCGCUUGAUUCAGUACACGACUAUGUACUUUUGUCU
Molecule: messenger RNA, 1274 nt
Organism: Aspergillus sclerotioniger CBS 115572
Lineage: Eukaryota; Fungi; Ascomycota; Eurotiomycetes; Eurotiales; Aspergillaceae
Product: basic secretory family protein
Exons: 1
Coding region: 95-1006 (303 amino acids)
Source: RefSeq, a predicted model, not a curated record